Aedes aegypti (yellow fever mosquito) is the source of this 1023-nucleotide messenger RNA. RefSeq names its product putative fatty acyl-CoA reductase CG5065. Gene Ontology annotation, molecular function: alcohol-forming very long-chain fatty acyl-CoA reductase (NADP+) activity. Bases 1 to 1008 code for a protein of 335 amino acids. Gene Ontology annotation, biological process: long-chain fatty-acyl-CoA metabolic process. Gene Ontology annotation, cellular component: peroxisome. The record is from RefSeq and is a predicted model, not a curated record. The transcript is spliced from 4 exons. NCBI's taxonomy places the organism in Eukaryota, Metazoa, Arthropoda, Insecta, Diptera, Culicidae.
AUGUGUGAUUGUUUCACUAAUUACGAAGUUAAGAGAUUUGAACCAGAACAUGCAAGCGUUUUCAAAUCAUCCUACCGGGCUACUUCCGGUGAGGAAAACUACGAUCCGAACAAACCGUCGAUCAAGGAGUUCUACGCCGGGAGGGACAUCUUCAUAACGGGCGGGACGGGUUUCAUGGGUAAGGUGUUGAUCGAGAAGUUGCUGCGGUCCUGUAGCGGACUGAAUCGUAUAUUUAUCCUGUUGCGAGAGAAGAAAUCCAAGACCACUAAUGAUCGUCUUCGGGAGAUUCAGGAACUACCGCUGUUCGAGGUGCUGCGUAGACAAGAUCCCAACGCCUUGAGCAAGAUGAUCCCGAUCAAGGGCGAUGUGUCGCAGCUGGAAUUGGGAAUGUCAGACGAGGACAGAAAACGGAUGAGUGAGGUUUCGGUGAUCUUCCACGUGGCGGCUAACGUUCGAUUUGACGACCCGCUGAAGGAUGCCGUGAUUCUAAACACUCGCGGCACCCGAGAGAUGAUUCGUUUUGCGGAAUCUCUGAAGAAUCUUUGCGUAAUGAUGCAUGUUUCGACGACCUACUCCAACCCGGACAAAUAUAUUAUUGAGGAGAAGAUCUAUCCUCCGUACGCGGAUUGGGAGAAGACCAUCAAACUGGCCGAAGAAAUGGACACGCAAACGCUGGAAACCUUUGCCCCGAAGUACAUGGGAAUGUUGCCGAACACUUACGUGUUCACCAAAUCCUUGGCCGAGCAUAUCAUCAACGACUACCGGGACAGGCUGCCGUUGAUCCUCUUCCGGCCGUCGAUCGUCAUCUCGAGCAUGCGUGAUCCGAUCCCCGGUUGGAUCGACAACUUUAACGGACCGGUAGGGCUGCUGGUGGGCAGCGGUAUCGGUCUUUGCAGAACCAUGUACUGCGAUCCGAACAAUGUCGCAGACUACACGCCGGUAGACGUCUGCAUCAAAGCGAUGAUCGUGGCAGCGUGGAAGAAGGGAACCGCCGUUGUCCAGAGGUAAGUGAAUUCAGUGUAG